Aspergillus campestris IBT 28561 is the source of this 1428-nucleotide messenger RNA. RefSeq lists its product as uncharacterized. The transcript has a single exon. Gene Ontology annotation, molecular function: protein binding. The annotation marks the transcript as partial. The record is from RefSeq and is a predicted model, not a curated record. NCBI's taxonomy places the organism in Eukaryota, Fungi, Ascomycota, Eurotiomycetes, Eurotiales, Aspergillaceae.
AAACAUCAAACAUUAUCAGGUUUUCAUACCUGCCCGGUUGAAAUCUUGGGCUUGAUAUUCAAGUUUUUAUCACCUGCUGAACUUCGUGUACUAUGUUUUGUCAACAAAGAUUUCUGCACAGCGACCGAGCCAUUUCUUUACUCAAAAGUUCGGUGGAUAUGGAAAGAAGGUCACCCUCCUCCUCCAAUUACUCUACUCUUGCGGACGAUUAUAUGCAAGCCUCAGCUGGCUGCUUACAUCACAAAUAUUCACCUGGAUGUUGACUUCCCCUGGAGAUGCGCUUGGAGCCAGGGAUUUCCAAAAGUUCCAGUCGGUUCUGACAUGGAUGAAUUUAUUAUAUUCAUCCGGGGCACUGGAGUCCCGUAUGCCGAUCUUUGGAUACAGGCGUUGCGUAAUGGUAGGAUAGAUGCUUUUGUUGCUCUCCUAUUAGCGCAACCCUUGAAUCUGAGAUAUCUAUAUCUUGGCAAUGUUUUCACCCAAGAGAGCACAUUGAUUGGUAUGGUUUUCCGAUUGUCUCUCUUCAAGCCCAUGGAUUAUAAGCUACCCGGCUUCCAGCAUCUCCAAGAUGUGUCUUUGCUCUUCUGUGAAUGUCAGAAUCCAGCCCAUGAUAAAAAGAUUAGAAACACAGCAGAUGUCCUGCCAUUGUUUUAUCUACCAAAUAUACAACACUUGUCAGUCUCAAUUGAGAACCCGGUCACGUUCACCUGGCCCACAGGACACUUACCGGACCCACUGAAUUUGACAUCACUUCAUUUGACCAGUGUCUGGGAGAUAUAUCUUGGUGAACUGCUCUCUGUCACCAGAAACCUUAAAGCCCUUAACUACCACUGGCAUUACGAUGAGGGUAUCACUUUCAGAGAUCAGUUCGCUACACCUGUUAUCGAUCUGGGUCGUCUUGCUGGUGCGAUAUCACAUGUUCGAGGGACUCUAACCGACUUGACCAUCACAGCUAGCUGUGCCCGUGGAAGGGGUGGACCAUUUAACCCUGCUGUCAAGACUCAAGGCUUGUUGGAUGUACUCAUCAAUCUUGAUAUGGUUAAGAGGCUUGAGGUUCCAUGGGUGUUCUUGGUGGGUUUUGCGCAAGAUACAACGAGGCGGUUGCAGGAUGUGAUCCCAAGGAAUAUUGAAUUUCUAUUCAUCAGUGACAAUUUGAAAAAUCAGAACGAGGAUGAUAUGUUUCACAGUGAUGAGCGACAUAAUUGGCCUGUAUGGGAAUGGGAAGAUCGUGCCAUCUUGGGCUUGAUACAAACAUGGCUAGAACAUUGGAAAACCUGCACGCCAUAUUUGCGCGGUGUCACUCUGCUUAUAAGCUAUAUAGAUACUGAUAUAGGUGAAUGGGGUCCGAGCGUGAGGGAUGAGCUAAGGGAGCUAGGUGCUCGAUAUGGUGUUUCGCUUGAGUUGAUCGUGGACAACACCUGUAGUUGGUAA